This is a messenger RNA of Poecilia latipinna (sailfin molly), 6116 nucleotides long. RefSeq names its product E2F transcription factor 1 (gene e2f1). Gene Ontology annotation, biological process: regulation of transcription by RNA polymerase II. The coding region runs from base 278 to 1648 and encodes 456 amino acids. Gene Ontology annotation, molecular function: RNA polymerase II cis-regulatory region sequence-specific DNA binding; DNA-binding transcription factor activity, RNA polymerase II-specific; protein dimerization activity. Lineage: Eukaryota; Metazoa; Chordata; Actinopteri; Cyprinodontiformes; Poeciliidae. Gene Ontology annotation, cellular component: Rb-E2F complex. The record is from RefSeq and is a predicted model, not a curated record. The transcript is spliced from 8 exons.
CCAGCCUCGCAACGCCGAAAACGCACCUCUUCGACCAAUGGGGUUUGGUCUUUCUAUCCACGUGCAGGUUUCGCGGCAAAAAAGAUUUCGCGCGAAAACCGACCAACAGCUUGUUUGGAUGUCGAUCAGCUGGGACAAUAACAACAAAAACGGUCGAAAGCUGGGUCGCGAGGACACUUUUACAGAUUGGCCGCGCCCAGUGGUGAGCGACCCGAGGACCUCAGCCUGCCGGUUUGAUGAAUGAACCACGGCAUCACAGUGUCCAGUGAGGGCCACCAUGUCAGAAACUCUGAUAACAGGGCAGACGUCGGAGGAUCUGCUGGCAGAUUUUGAGACGCUGCUGAACUCUGGGAGCAUAGACCUGGGCGAGGAGCAUCAGAUAGUCAUCAUCACCAGCCCCAGCAACGAGGGGCUCCACCCGGCCGUCGCCCCGACCAGCACAGGGGAGAUCCUGCUCUUCGCCACGCCACAGGGCCCCACCGACGUAGGGGUCCAGGACAAGAGGCGGCCUGUUCUGGGGAGGCCUCCGGUAAAGAGGAAGUUGGACCUGGACAGCGAUCAUCAGUAUGUCAGUACCACACGACCAGCCACAGGCCAAGUCCCGCCCUCCACACCUGCUCCUCCUAGAGUUCCUCGAAGCUCGACGGAGAAGUCCCGAUACGACACAUCCCUAAACCUGACCACCAAGCGCUUCCUGAACCUGCUGUCGCAGUCAGCCGACGGCGUGGUGGACCUGAACUGGGCCUCCCAGGUCCUGGAUGUCCAGAAGAGACGCAUCUAUGACAUCACUAAUGUCCUGGAGGGAAUCCAGCUCAUCUCCAAGAAGUCCAAGAACAACAUCCAGUGGCUCGGCAACCGCAUCGAUACCAGCCUGGUGUCCCGGCACAAGGAGCUGCAGAGGGAGGUGUGUGACCUGACUGAGGCCGAGGAGCAGCUGGAUGAACUCAUCUCUAAAUGCACUCUGCAGCUGCGGCUGCUCACCGAGGAACCACAGAACAAGAAGCUGGGCUACGUGCGCUGUCAGGACCUGCGGCAGUCAUUCGACUCCCCAGACCAGCUGGUCAUGGUGGUCAGAGCUCCUCCAGAGACUCAGAUGCAAGUCACAGAGCCCAACGAGGGCUACCAGGUGUCGCUCAGGAGCACGCAGGGUCCCAUAGACGUCUUCCUCUGUCCAGAGGACAGCUCAGGCGUGUGCAGCCCCGUGAUGGGUGGCAGCCCUUCUCAAAGCAACUCCGACCCCCCCCACGCCCCAUCCCCCACGCCACCCGCCGAGCAACUGCCACUGCUGACCCGAACCGGAGCAGCGGCGCUGGACGUGGGUGUGUCUUCUCCAGCGUCCACCUCAUCCACGGUAACGGCGGCCUCCCAGCAGGAGGCUUCGCCGCUGGUGCUGGGUGGGGAUGCAGAAUCUCUCCUGGGGGGAGACCUGUUCUCCAGCCUGGGGGACAUCAGCCACUUCGACCUGUCGCCUCUCUCGUCCUCGGACCUACUGAACGGAGAAGGCCUUCCUCUCCCGUUGGACAGUUUCAUCAACCUCUCCCCUCCCUAUAGACACGACUACCACUUUGGACUGGAGGACCAUGAAGGAAUCAGCGAACUGUUCGACUGUGACUUUGAGGACUUGUCGCACGUUUUGGGUGACGGGUAGACGGAGAAAAGUCAACUUAAAUCGUUCCCAAUGUAGGACUUUACCUUUCUGCUGAAGGAGAGCUGUGAACCAAUAUUUCACAGUCCAAUCUUAGUUUUCCUUCCCUUUGGGCUCUGGGAAAUUGCCUAGUUAUGUAAUUUUAAAUUUGCCCUUAAUUGUACAUACCAAUGUGAGCACUUCUCUGUGGCUAUUUUUUUAAAUUUUGACCAGGAUUUCAGCUUUAGUAUGGCUAUUUAAAUUAUUUAUAUAAGUUUAUUCUGAUAUUUUGUACCACGUUGUUGGUUUUGGAUGUAUUAUCCAAGUAGACAUUGGGCAGAGGGGGAUUGGAGUUUGCAUGUGCAGCAACAUGACGUCUAGGAUCGGUUCCUGUGAACACUGAUUCCAGAUGUUUGAGAUUGCCUCAGUGUUUCUCUGAAAGGCCUUCAGGUUGAGGAGCUUUGACUGUCAAGGGAAGAUUGACGGCCUAGAAAGCAUCCUGGAGAUUUUCAGAAUGAGAAUCAGCAGAAAAGCACAAAGUAAUUACAACGUUGGAAGAUUCUCCAAACACUGGAAUCCUGUAAAACUAGAUCAUGAUGUAUCUACGAGAUGUUUUUAAAGUCAGAGCCCCCGACGGGAUUUUUUAUCCACUCUUCCUGAAGUACUCUUCUCUGAUUACAUUGUAAGAAUCAGCUUUCUUAGAAUUGACCAGUUUUGAGGACUUCUCUAGAGGAGAAACGGUGUCGGUGUGUGGGGAAACCAAGUGGUGACAGAUGAGGAGGAAUUUCUUAGCAUCCUGGUAAAAAGAAGUUCAAAUAGACCCAAAAUAAACCCAUCAUUUAUUCUUGUGGCAUAAUCUCAAAACUGAAAAGUUUAGAAAAACAAGAUCUUUAUUUUGUUAAGAAAUAAUUGCAUUCUAGUUAAGAAGUGUGAAUUUCAACAUGGCGACACCCAUCCAUUGCAUUAGCUCUGACAAACAUUUUAAGCUUUACUUUCCACAAACACCACUUUAAAUUUCUUCAUCACAUCAUUCCAGGCUCUACAUGUAACACUGAUUUAAGAUGCAUUCUUCCACCUGUGUUCUGUAAACAUGUUUCCCUCACAUCUCACUACUGUAGAUGUGAGGAGUGGCCAUAUUGAAAUGCAAAGUCCACCCUACAAGUUAUAACUAAGGGCAGUCGUAGUUGCUCAGUUUCCCCAGUGGGAAAUCCAAUUUCAGAGGGCAAUCGGGGCUGUUUUUUCUGACUGGGAAGACAGAAUUUUCCAGUUUUUAGUGCAUCUGUAAUGCAGCAUUAGCCCACGGGUUUUCUAACAGAUUGAGGUCUGGCCAUUGAAAAGGCUGAUAUUGUGUCUGGUGAACCAUUCCCAUGUUGAUUGGAUCUGAUGUUUGGGGUUAUCAGAUUCUGACUGAUUUUCCUUUCACUGCGAGUCCAUCAGUUCUUUAUUAUUCUUAAUGCUCUGUUUUUUACUCUAUGUCCAUAUUGUCAGGCACACAGCAUCACAGACUCUACUAGAUUUUUCUUUCUUGUGGAAAAGCGCCAUCCUUUGCUCCUUUGAGAUGAUAUGUUGGUGUAGAUUUCCAGUCAUCACUGACAAAGCAGAAGGCAACUGGUCUUCUUCUGCUGUUUCACCUCUCAUCCAUAAAGCUUCAUCCAAAAAGCUUCUGAACAUUGUUGGAAGUAGCUGUAGUCAGAACUCUCACAACAAUAUGACUAAGGUUGUAAAUGUGGCAAUUAGGACACAAAUCUCUAGCUACGCUUAAAAUUUACCAUAUUGCACAAUUUGACAUCUAGAAAAUAAAUGUGCAAUUUCCAAUUUUGUAAAAGCAUUUUUUUUUUUAAUCAAAUGUUUUGGUGCUAGGAUGGCGCUAGGGUUUUUGGCCGUAUAAAAUUUGGUUUAAUUUGCAAAACUGCAACAGAAACACUAUUUCAUCCUCAAAUGAUCCUUGACCGGAUGCUGCCACUGGCGCAAACCACGAAGAAGGAAGCAGUUGGAGGGUGAUGGCGCAUGAAUUAUUGUUCAUGAGUGAUUUUUAAUUCCAUUUUUUAUUUAAUGAAAGCACUGCAAUUGCAAAAUUGUGUUUUUUUGACAUUAGCGGAAUACCAACAAAGUUUUACUCACAUUUAAAAUGGAAACACAGCUACUGGUGCUUCCCCUCCGCCCAGCUAAAUGUUUGGAUUAUUUUUGCUUUUGAGAUUAUCUCAUUUUAUGAUUUCUAAAUAUUUUUACGCCUUAUGAUCAACUGUUUACCAACCCACUGAUAUUAUUCUUGUUUGCACUUCAGGAGGUAGCAACAAACCACAAUGAACUGUAAGCGGUAGAAUGCUAUCGUGGGGUCAGCGUUGACGUUUUGUAUCAGGUCAAAAGUGAAGACGAAGGAGUGAAUAACAAGUUUGUCAGGGUCGCUUGUUUAUUGAACUAUGAUUUGAAAGAGAUUUCAGUCUCAUCAGACCAAACCAAAUGAUUCCAGAUUAAAUUCAAGUAGAAUUUUAGCAAACUUCAUAUCUCUUGUCACGGUAGGACAUUUCUCCCAAACAGCUGGUUAAAUGGCAUAUAAUGGUUGUUAUGGCAACUUGGAGAUGCCAGAUUUUGCCCCUGUUGUCUGAACAGUGAGCUUUACCCUUUUUGACCAUCCUUCUCACUGUGGGACAUACUAGUGUCAAAACAUAAUGGGAAUGUAUAAAUUCAAAACAAUUAUGCCUCUGUAGAUUAUGUUAAAACAGCGACUUUUUCCUCUACAUAAUAAAUUCUCUGAAUUUAAAGGUAGGGUACUUAAUUUUUUUAGAUGAGAUUAUGCUGCUGCAAUAAAAGAUUUAAGUAAAUUGUUUUUUUGUUUUGUUUUUUUUUUUUUUACCAGCAAUGCCAAGAAGUUUGUUUCCAUGUGUGCAGACUGCUGCGGCUUUGAGAAGAAGUUAAUCCUGAUCAGACUUACUCAGUCCUCACGGCGUUCAGCCGCAGUCGCAGGUGUUUGGAUCAGAGUGAAGUCUUAACUCAAACAUGUGAACAGGUGUGUUUCUAGAAGGGCUUUGUGUAGGUUCUGGUGUGUUUUAUUUUCCUUUACAUGUCUAGCAGAAGAUUCAGAUGUUAGACGUUCACGUGCUGGAAGACAUGGAGCUUUAAUCUCAAUCUCAAAGCUUACACAGUGGGCUGCGGAUCACACUGAGUUGUUGCAGGUGUUAGGAAAGAUUAGGUAGAAGUUUUAGAUUUGGGGAAAAAGGAAAGCAGAAACAAGGAUGUCCUGUUGUUUUUCAGCAAAUGCACUUCAGAUCGCCUCAGUAUUGCUCAUGCCUUAAAUCAGUUACCUAUCAGGUAGAAGGGAGUCAGUCAUCUUCAUCUUGACUGAAACCCUUCAUUCAUGUUUUUUUCUGCUUCAAUUGCAUCAACCUGCAUCUUCAUAUUUGAUUACAAAGCUUGGAGAAACUGUCCGCUUUCAGUUUAGAUCAGCAAUAAGGCAUUUUCUCCAUAUAUCAGAUGUUUCUCAUGCAAUGUUGUACAUGUAAAGUCUUUGUCUUAAAUUAUGUAAGCUAACCAUUUUAUUUGAAUUUUUUUUGCUUUCGUAAGCAUUGGACUUUGAUGUGUGUGGGUGUUUAUGUUUAUAUUUAUUUUUUGUUCUGGAAAAGGGUUUAGGAGGGAUAAAGAUACAGGUAAAUUUCAUUCUGUCUGGCUGGUAGAGACUUUAUUUCAAAUAUUAUCCCCCGAAUUGUGACAUUUUUGUAAAUCUUAACCUUGUUUUGUGCAUAUUUAUAACUUAAUGUUUUUUUCCUGUCCUAUUUAAAUACAUACUGUAUUUCUCCACAUUUGAUUAGUUAAUAACUCCUAAAUAAGGUAAAAAUAACUUUAAAAAGAUGGAAAGUUUUUUUUUCCUUUAUUGAUAGACGUUUAUUAUUUCGUGCUUGAAUUGUAAAAUUGGUUUGAAACAAAAAUAUUUGUCACAAGUAGAAUUUCUAAUCUGAAAUGAGCCAUUUUUUCAGUUUCAUGCUUCAAACUUCUUUUAAAGUGUAAAAUUUUUAUAACUAAUCUCAUAUUUUAUCUUAAAAUCCAGUUUAUAACAUGUAACUCAGUGAUUCUUGAGAAGAAGGACAGAACAGGUCUUAUGGAUAAAGCACAAAAUUUGAAUAAAAUAUGCACAAAAUGUAUUAUUUUUAUUUAUUUAUUUAUUUUUUUUUUCAAAAUAUUUGACUAAACUAACCUAGACCACGUGAGCAGAACAAUGUAUGUUUUCCUGGUGUUUGCUGAAUACUUUUCAUUUUAAACAUUGUAGUAGGUGGAUGGUGUCUGUAUAAUCCCUUGUCCUGGAGCAGAACUCGAUACAUUAUAAUAGUUUAAAACAAAUAAAGGAAUGAUACUAAGAUAAUAUAUCUCAAGUAUAAGUAUUCAAAUAAAUAAUUAUAAAAGUAUCAAUAAAUUGAAUUAAAAAUCAUUUUUAUAUAUUUUGCAACUCAAUUGAAAUUUGUCCCAAGUUUUUGUCAACACCGUCAGACAUAAAAAUAAU